CAGCUCUGGCCAUCGGGCACGACGUUUCGCCUUGAUUUGUGUUUACCGCAGGUUUUCCGCGAGUGAAAACCACCCAAAAGGGUGUAAAAAAUAGUGACUUCUACUUACAAAUCGAGCUGGUGGUGAAAAACCAGGGGCAAAAAGUUAGGCAGCCUGAAAAGUGAAGACUUGUGCGCAGCACUUGUGGCGUUGCCAGACGUUUGUGGCACUUUUGUAUUUAAUUUUUUUUUCCGAUUUUUCCAGUCUCUGCAAGUUUAGUAGUGCAGAGGGAGACCGCGCUCUCUUAAAAAUAUAGGUUUUGAUCUGAAAAGUGCGGAAAAUCGGAUUCCAAUUGGAAAAUUGUUGCGUGACACAGGCGUUGCCAGACCAGGAGCAGGUCUCACGCGCCCACCUCUAGUUUGUUUUCAUUCGGAAACUGGGGGAAAAAGCUCCUUGCUCCGCACUGAUUUUGUGAAUUAAAAUUGCAAUAGUGCGCUCCCACGACCGCGAAUCCCCUCGAGAUGUCGGGGCACGCGGAACUCAAGGAGCUGGGCAUGUUCGAGCUGCGCCCGCUGGUCACCAACCUCAGCUGCAAGCUGUCCGCGGUGACGGCGGGUCUGGACGAGAAGCAGUUUUUGUGCCUGGUCAGCGAGGACAACGAGAUCCUGCUGCGCUACAUCAGCGCCUCCUGCGGCCAGGAGGUGGUCAAGAUGAUAUCCUGGUUCCGCAACCGCGUCAUCCACGACGUCUGCUUCGAUCCGGCGGGCAUUUGGCUGCUGGUGCUAUGUUUCGACAACACGCUGCACAUUGUGCCCGCCCUGGCGCUGGUGGACAAAAGCCAUGGCCUGGCCUCCUGCUCCUCCUACAGCACCACUCAGGUCACCUCCUACAUCAUACCUUUUGUGGGUCCGCACGAGUGCCCCAACUCCAAGAAGUGCCCCAACCACUCGGCGGGCCUGGGCGAGCCAACGGUGGAGCCGCUGGAUCAGCUGGCCGACCAGCUGGAGGAAGUUAGACUACAGGCGGAGGAGGAGGAGGAGCAGCAGGAGGAGGAACCACUUGGCCACGAUCUGCCCGAGCACAUGCUGGUGCGGAAUAGCGGAUCAGAGGCGGAGACAGUGCCGCAAUUACAGCCACAGCAGCAGCAGCAGCCCAUCGAUGCCACUGGCAACAGCCAGGUGAUGGCCACCUUCUUCAUGGCCUCCAAGACCUGCCCCUAUCCGCUCUCCGUCGUCUGGUGGAAGACCAACAGCGGCCAGAACAGGGCCAUCAUCGGCUACUCGGAUGGCUCCAUCUGCUUUGUGGGCCUGAGUCCCAACUGUCCCAUGAUUGCGAGCACUGCCAUCGAAAACGGAUCUGUGAUGCGUCUGGUUAUCUGCAAGGAUAAGGCCUACGAUGGCGUCAUGCUGUUGAUAACUUCCUCACUGAAGCAGCAAUACAAGCUCCUGCUAGAGCAGAAAGCUAUUAAGUACGUGUAUCCCGGGGACAGUUCACCCACGACACGCGAAGGAGCCUGGCAGAUCGUGAUGUCCGUGCAGGGAAAGCAGCAGGGCAGUGCUGUAACGGGUGCCCGCCAGAGCAAUAGCUCCGAUCCGGCCUCAGAUAGCAGCCAGUUGGAGGAGGAUGUCUUCGCACCACCGCCGUCCAGCGAGGAUGCUGCUGCGGGCAGCAGUCAAGCGGCAGACCCAUCCUCCUCCGUCCCGGCUCAGUCCACAGAGGCAAAUGCUACUGCAGAUGUGCCACCACCGCCGGCGCCACCUUCCUACAGCGAGGCAGUGGCCCGGCAAACUGGCGAUCAGCAGGGAGGCGUCCGCUUUCAGCAACAACAACUGCCAGCGGGCAGCAUGGAUGGCAUUUUGCCCGCCACAAGAGCCCGCCUAGCUUCGCUCAAGAGCCUGGGAUCCAAGAAGCUGCAGGCCAUCAAGAUGCGCCUCUCCGAUCAGCGGCAAAAGUUCGAUGAAUUUAUGCCUGACUCGACGAUGGGCUCGUUUGCUAUCAUGGACUCGCCGUCGGUGACGCCAGAGCCGCUGGGUACCACCACUGGAUCCUUUUACACCAUUCAGAGCCUGCGCAGCACCUUCCUACUGAGUGCCCUGCACAGCAACAGUCACAGCCUGACCGUGCACAGCAUCGACAUCAGUCUGAAGCCGCUGUUCGUUUACAAGAUCCCCAAGCACACACAGGAAAUACUCAUCAGCUCCAAUAUACUCUACGGCAUUCACUACGUGGACCUGCACAGUCGCAGUGACUCGGCCAUUUCCACGGCGGCCUCGUCGCUGGAGGAUCCGCUGGUGGCCAACACGGACAAGGAGAACCGGGACGCGGACAUUGAGAAGUUGGAGCAGGCGGAGGUCAGUGGCCAGAAGAGUGAUACGACAAGUGCCACGACUACGGCCACCUCGAGCCUGGAUCAAAGCGAGAUGGCCAGCAGUGCCAUCAAUGCCGUAAGCGUGAUUAGCAGUGCAAUGGCUUCCCUCCACACCUCCGACGAAGAUCGCUUUAAUAACCUAGCCCAGUUGGGUCUCUUUCGCUUCGAGCACGAAACUGUGCUGCAUUUAUAUCAGAUGGCACAGUACCGCAGUCCCGCCGGCCAACCAGAGACCCUUACCAAAGAGGAGAAGGCCAAGGCCUUUGAGCUGAAGGACAUCCACACGCCCAUGGACUACAUCCAGUUCUAUGAGACGGCGGAUGUGAGCAGUGAGUUUUCGCUGCGGCAAAUGGAGAUCAUGCAAUCCGAGUUCCCGAAGAUUAACUACGAUCCCAGCUAUGUGAUCACCAACAAGAAUGUAUAUACCAUACAGCUGAGAAAGGAGCCGUUUGAAUUGUUUCUGGAUGCCGCACUGCAGAACGAGUUCAAUCAGUGCCGCGACUUUUGCAACACCUUCGACCUCUCCUUCGAGCAGUGCAUUGAGUUCGCUGGGGACUAUCUGCUGAGGCGGAAGAAGAUUACCCAGGCUCUGCUCACGUACAACGUGGCCCGAGUGAAACCGAUACGCACAGCACUGAAACUGGCCAUGUAUGGGCACACGUACGCCCUGAUGCAACUGAGCGCCAUGGCCCUGAAGUCCACAUAUCUGCUGCGAUCGCGCUACUUGGGUCACCCGCUGCUCAAGGGCAUUUUGGGCGACAUCACCUAUCGGCACUCGGAGGAUGUGCGAGUGAUCCUGCCCGAGAAACAGACGCAGGAGGAUGUGAUCAGCGGCGCCGUCUGCAGCGACUAUCACUACGGGGUGGACGAGUCAAUCAGCGCCCUUCAAAUGUCGCCCUCAUCGCAGUUCCAUUUGGCCAACCUGCUGCUCAUCACGAUGGCCGAGAAGGCAGUGAAUGAUAAGAACUACAUACCGCUGUGGAACUUCCUGGUGACCAAUAGCAAAUAUCACACCAACAUGACGAGCAUUGUUCUCUGCCAAAGUGGACUCUUCUCGUCGGCCAUUAUACUGGCCAAAGUACGUGGUGUCUGUCUGGACACUUUCAAUGCCCUGAUCAGCGUGGUGGCCCAGGAGUUUGGCUGGUACAACGAGCUCAACGUCUGCCUGUACAAUCUAAGCGAAAAUAUAUUCAUGGAGACAAUAACUUACUUGCCGCAUGUGUCCAUGGACUACUUUGCUUUCAUCCAGGAGAAGCUGGAUCACAUAAGACCAUGUGUGUUGCAGCGCCUGGCUAGGCAACUGAAUCCCUUUUCUCCUGCUCUACGACCCAUUGUAUCCCACAGCAGCGACUGCACGAUCUCCAACGAUAAUAAUCCCCAACUGUUUGAGUUUUGCAAAAGUCUCAUUGAAACAUAUUUGGCCGUGCUCAUACAUAUGGAAUCCCAGCGGGUGAAGCAUGAUUCUAUUGUAAAUGCUUUAUCCAAUUUCCGUAUCAACUAUGAAGACAAUCAGUUUGCCAUUGAAUCAUCGCGUUUCAAACCGAUCUCAGCUGGUUGUGCCUACUGCGCCUGUGUGGUGGAUGGAACCGCCUACUUCUGGGGCUCCAGUGGCAUUCCCAGUUAUUAUAGUGCUCAAAAGUCAACAGAGCCACCUGAACCAGCGCAUGCUGUGAAAAGCCUAGAUCUCCUUUCCCAGCUCAAUUUGCAAGUGCACGCUAUUAAGUGUGGACGACAGCACACACUUAUACUAACUAAUAAUGGCCUCUAUUCAGUGGGCAACAACAAUCUCUGCCAGCUGGGCAUUGGACGGCACAUGCAGAUGGCCUUGCAACCGAUGCUGGUCACGGCCUUGGAUGGCAUGAACAUAACGAUGCUCGAGGCGGGCCAAUAUCACAAUGCGGCUGUGGCGGAUGGCAAGCUCUAUAUGUGGGGAUGGGGCGUCUAUGGCCAGCUGGGUCAGGGCAGCUGCGAGAAUAUAGCUACUCCACAACUAGUCAGUUUUUUCAAGUUUAAGAAAGUUUUACAAAUAUCGCUGGGCCAUGCGCACACUCUGGUGCUGUGCGGAGCAUCCGGCAGCAGCAGCUACAUGGAGGCUAGCUACUGCAGCAACGAGCUCUUCGUGUUCGGCUCCAAUCACUUUGGCCAGCUGGGCACCGGCAACAGCGAUCACGGGGACACCAAGACGAACCUGCCAGUGCGCCUCGAAGUGGGCGGCUGCAGCCUAAGACUGAUACACACCAAAUUUUUUACCAAUUUAGUUGUAGACGAAAAGGAUCGUCUUUACACAUGGGGCAGCUCGCCGCAAGCUUUGCGUUUGGCCAAUCAAAUAAAGCGACGCGCCAAUGCCAAGCAGAAAAUGGAGGAGAAUCAGCAGCGCGAGCUGUUGAGCAAGCAAUUGGAGGCUACCCUACUGCCGGCACCCAUCCCGAGUGCCAGCGUCCUGGUGGAGCCCACCACAUCCUAUGCCGCGGUGGUGUCUGGGGCCACCCCAAAGGCGCCCAGCGAGACCAAAGAUUGUGAGGAGGACCAGAGCGAGGCUGCGCCAUCAGAUGCUACGGAGAAGAUUGCACCGGCAUGUGCGCGAGAGCCGGAAAUACUUAAGGCGGCACCACCGCAAGCCACUGGAGUUCCUGCACCAGCUGCUGCCACCGAACCGGAUCCCACGGAGCACCUGACGCCUCAUCUGGUGUCCACCAGCGAGGUGGCAGGUCAAAUUCUGCAGAUCUCAAGUGGCUUGUUCCACUUCUGCCUGAUCUCCUCCAGCUGCACGCUCUACACGUGGGGCAAGAACCUGGAGCACCAACUGGGCACCGAGGACAAGGAUCGGCGGGCGGUGCUCAAGCCCUCGCCCAUCGACAGCAUCGAGCGACCGAUGUACGUGGACUGCGGUGCGGACUUCACGCUGGUCAUGACCACCGAUCACAUUGUGCGAGCCUUUGGCGGCAAUUCGAACGGUCAGUGCGGCCGGGACUUGGGCCCCAGCGUGGAGAGGAUGCGGCAGAGGGUGGUGUGCCUGCCGACCACCAAGCGACUGAUGCGCUUCGAGAGCCAGUGCGUGGAGGCACCCGUGGAGAUAAAUCUGCCGAGACCGCGCAUCCGACUGGACCACGAUGCGGUCAGGUAUCUGAAGGUCAUGCCACCAUAUCAGCCACACUUCCUGCAGCCAGCGAACAUCAGCUUCGACCAGCGCUACUCCGUGGGCACGCCGAACUACAAGAGCAGCACGGAGCACGCGGCCACCGGGCAGGACUCGGACGACAUGCUGAGCAGUUUGGAGAAUUUGAGUCAGAACGACGCCAGCUUCUCGUACAAUGCGCCCGUGCUGGGCGAUGCCCACAGCUCAAUGGACAUGGACUACACGCCCGAAGAGCAGAGCUACGUGCCGCUGCCGGAGCAGACCUUGGGCUCGGGAAUGCCCGCGAGUGCGGAGAAACUGCUGAACCGAGCCGAUGACGACGACGAUGCCAGCACCUUUACGCAGAGCAGCGAGGGAAUGGGCGAGACGUCGCUGCAGCAGCUGCGCCACUACAUCCACUACUGCCUGUACGCCUUUCACGGGCUGUACAAUCCCGACAAGAUCGGCGAGUGCGCCCGUCCAAAUCGCAACGAGUACCGCAUACGCAUCUGCAUGCUCAACUUUCGCUUCGUGGAAGCCUUCCGGCUGUGCCUGCAAAGCUGCGACUCCGCCCAGCGCACCCUCAAGUUGUUCGAGUACUUCAGCAAGGACACGGGCUAUGUGCCGCUGAGGAGAUCGGACCUGAAGCACCUCAUCUAUCACCUGUGUCUGCACUUCCUGGAGCGCAAGUUCGAUAUGCUGGAGUGCGAGCGCUUUUUCAUGGGCGAUCUGGACUACUAUCUGCUGGAGCUGGCCUACGUGUUCUACUUCAACAACAACAACACGACCCUGCAGCAGAAUCUCAACCAGAAGUUCAAGCAGCUCAUUGCGGCGGCGGCGGAUAGCAAUCAGGCGGCUGGUCAAGAGCACCAGCAACAGCAGCAGCAGCAGCAGCUGCAGGACACCGAUGUCAUAUUCGAUAGCUUUACGGUCAAGUUCAAGACGAUCCUGUGCCAGCGCCUGCUCAGCUACUCGGACUGCGAGGCUGCCAAUUAGCCAAGGUGGUUUCCCUUGCCCUUUCCGUUUCCUUUUCCGGCUGAGGUCCUGGAUCUUGUUAACUUCCGUUCGACAUGUAUCAGUUGAGGGCCCCGUCCUUGUCGUCUGUCUUGUUUAAUAUGUUUCGUUGUAAAAUCGGCCCGAGAACCGGGGACUGCCCUUAACACACACACACACACAAAAACACACCCAGAUCCCCCCACUUCCCCUACAUGUUUACGCCUAAUUAUAUAUAUAUAUACCAUAAUUGUUGUUUGCGGUUAUUUAUACAUCAAAUGCUUUAUACAGCGCUGUUAUUUAAACGAAAUAUUUAAGACAAACAAAUUGUUUAAAGAAUCCAAUUUUUGUAACGCUUUGUUUGUCAUUGGCCACGCCUGCUUUUUUAUUUGUUUACUCAAUAAACUAAAUGAAAAUCUGAAACCGAAAGAAAGUAAUCCAAAACUGCUCAUCGAACAGAUCAAAAGGAGGCUGCAGGAUAUACACAUAUACACAUACAGAUUUUUUUGUUUUUAUUCGAUAUUCAGCUUGUGAUUUGCAAUAAUUUAAUAAAACCAGAGUA
Messenger RNA from Drosophila gunungcola (fruit fly), 7017 nucleotides. RefSeq lists its product as uncharacterized. The record is from RefSeq and is a predicted model, not a curated record. The coding region runs from base 501 to 6458 and encodes 1985 amino acids. NCBI's taxonomy places the organism in Eukaryota, Metazoa, Arthropoda, Insecta, Diptera, Drosophilidae. The transcript has 15 exons.